UUUCCCAUUUCCAGAAAAUUUGGGAAUAAACCCAAUCCCUCACCAAACCCAAAGCCCUGAACCCCUCCAUCUGCUGUGCGCACAACUACUCCUCCCAGUCCCUGCUAUCAAACUUCCACACGUUCCUAUCCGCCAUUGUUACUCAGUGACUGAGCUCCGUCCUUGAGCGCUCUCGGGAAAGAAGAUGGCCUGCUCAGCCGCCUCCGCCGCCCUCGUCUCUCCGAACUCCGCCACUACUGCCGCCAGAAAGCUCACUUCCCCAGUGAUGGCUUCCUUCUCUCAAUCCCUAACAGUCCCCAGCUCCUUCAGCGGCCUCCGCAGGUCCUCCCUGUCUUCCCGCGCCCCACGAUCGGCUUCUCUCUCUCGCAGCUCCAGAUCGAACCGCAGCUUCGUCGUUAAAGCCUCUAGUGAGGCUUCCGCUCCACUUGUUGGCAACAAGGCACCGGAUUUUGAGGCAGAAGCUGUUUUUGAUCAGGAGUUCAUCAAAGUCAAACUCUCCGAGUACAUCGGGAAGAAAUAUGUGAUUCUCUUUUUCUACCCAUUGGACUUCACUUUUGUCUGUCCCACAGAGAUAACUGCUUUUAGUGAUCGAUAUGGAGACUUUGAGAAGUUAAAUACAGAAAUAUUGGGAGUCUCUGUUGAUAGCGUGUUCUCACACCUCGCUUGGGUUCAGACAGACAGAAAGUCAGGCGGCCUUGGUGAUCUGAAAUACCCUCUUAUUUCUGAUGUCACAAAAUCCAUCUCCAGAUCAUAUGGAGUGCUGAUCCCAGAUCAGGGGAUUGCAUUGAGAGGACUUUUCAUCAUCGACAAGGAGGGGGUCAUUCAGCACUCCACAAUCAAUAACCUCGCAAUUGGUCGGAGCGUUGACGAGACAAUGAGAACGCUGCAGGCUUUGCAAUACGUGCAGGAGAACCCAGAUGAAGUCUGCCCAGCAGGAUGGAAGCCCGGGGAGAAGUCCAUGAAGCCCGACCCAAAGCUCAGCAAAGAGUACUUCGCCGCCAUAUAGGAUUUGAAGAGCGUGGAAACCUCAGAUCAGGUUCCUUAAUUAUUGUAAGGUAGAUCAGUGUACAAGAUUUCCGUAUGGAGCGUCUCGUCGUUUUAAAUCUUUUCAUGAGUUUGACUCAGUUUUCUGUGGGAAUAAGUAUGUGGGAUUGCACUUGCAUUGCUCCUCCUGUAUUUGCAUGUCGGUAUAUAGUGAAUACAUCCUUGUGACAUUAAAAAUUUCGUCAUUUGUGAAAACAAUUGAAGCCCCGAGCACUGUUGAGUUA
This is a messenger RNA of Punica granatum (pomegranate), 1268 nucleotides long. The record is from RefSeq and is a predicted model, not a curated record. NCBI's taxonomy places the organism in Eukaryota, Viridiplantae, Streptophyta, Magnoliopsida, Myrtales, Lythraceae.